AUGCGGAAGUGUAAAGUGUUUGUCGGUCUGUCCCACCCAGAAUUGGGCCAACUUGUUUGUGACCGUUUGGGCGUCGAACCUGCCCCAUGCACUUUGAAGAAGUUUUCCAACGGCGAGACUUCCGUGCAAAUCGGUGUUUCCGUGAGAGACGAGGAUGUCUACAUCAUCCAGAGUGGCUCUCCUCAGAUUAACGACCAUAUCAUGGAGCUCUUGAUUUUGAUUUCAGCCUGCCGUGGCGGUUCUGCCCUGAAGAUCACUGCUGUUAUUCCUCAAUUCCCAUACUCGAAGCAGCUGAAGAUGAAGAAGCACCGUGGUGCCAUUACCGCCCGAAUGUUGGCCAACCUCAUCAUUAUGGCUGGUGCUGACCAUGUGGUUCUGAUGGACUUGCACGCCUCUCAGAUGCAAGGUUUCUUCACAAAACCAGUCGACAACUUGUACGGUGCUCCUACGUUAGCCCGCUGGAUCCGCCACAACAUCCCUGACUGGGAGAACGCUGUGGUUGUCUCCAAGAAUCCUGGCGGCACGAAAAGAGUCACUGCUUUGGCCGACUCCCUCAAAAUCAACUUUGCCAUGAUUCACACGGAUAGACGCCGUACCCAAGACAAUUUCACCAAGGCCAAGAGACAUUUGGCCCAUUCCCAGGAAGACAACAUCGUCAGUGAAAUGCAGACCGCCAGAGUCGUCAAGGGUCAUGUUGUGGAUGAUGACUACGAACAAGAAAAUGGCCCUGUUGCUGAGAAGCCAGCAACGAUUCUGAAUAGCGACGCCUUGGGCGGUACCUUCGAUGCCACGAAUUCUGACGACGAAGACGAGCCCACUGCCAUUGCCCAGGAAAAGUUGAUCACUCUUGUUGGUGACGUCAACAACAAGGUGGCUAUCAUCUUGGAUGACAUGAUUGACAAGCCCAACUCGUUUAUUGCCGCUGCUGAGCACUUGCGUUUGAACUGUGGCGCCAGAGCCGUCUACGUUGUGGGUACCCACGGUUUGUUCAGUGAUCGUUGUCUUGACGAGUUGAACGACUCCAAGUGCAUUGACAAGAUUGUGGUUACCAACACGUAUAGAGUGAGCGAGGAGAGACAGAAGGCGAACGAGAAGUUGGUGGUGAUUGAUGUUUCGCCAAUUUUCGCUGAGUGCAUCAGAAGAGACCACUUUGGCGAGUCGAUCUCUGUGUUGUUCGACUCGUUAGCUGCCAUUGAGUAG
Molecule: messenger RNA, 1200 nt
Organism: Candidozyma duobushaemuli
Lineage: Eukaryota; Fungi; Ascomycota; Pichiomycetes; Serinales; Metschnikowiaceae
Product: ribose phosphate diphosphokinase subunit
Exons: 1
Coding region: 1-1200 (399 amino acids)
Biological process (GO): purine nucleotide biosynthetic process; 5-phosphoribose 1-diphosphate biosynthetic process; ribonucleoside monophosphate biosynthetic process
Cellular component (GO): ribose phosphate diphosphokinase complex; cytoplasm
Molecular function (GO): ribose phosphate diphosphokinase activity; magnesium ion binding
Source: RefSeq, a predicted model, not a curated record